This is a messenger RNA of Ziziphus jujuba (common jujube), 2283 nucleotides long. RefSeq names its product trifunctional UDP-glucose 4,6-dehydratase/UDP-4-keto-6-deoxy-D-glucose 3,5-epimerase/UDP-4-keto-L-rhamnose-reductase RHM1. The coding region runs from base 196 to 2181 and encodes 661 amino acids. Gene Ontology annotation, molecular function: dTDP-glucose 4,6-dehydratase activity. NCBI's taxonomy places the organism in Eukaryota, Viridiplantae, Streptophyta, Magnoliopsida, Rosales, Rhamnaceae. Gene Ontology annotation, biological process: nucleotide-sugar metabolic process. The record is from RefSeq and is a predicted model, not a curated record. The transcript is spliced from 3 exons.
AACGGUCCCUUUGGGACCAUCAAGCAUUGUCAAAUUUUCAAAAGAAAAAAAUAAUAAAUAAAUAAAAUAAAAGGUUGUUGCUGGAUCUAAACCUAUUUCUCCUAUCUGUUCUACAUUUUCUCUUUAAUGAACAUUUGUAAUUCCUCUACUACAUCACUUUGAUCAGAGACUGGAAAUAUAUAGAGAAUAAAAGAUAUGUUAUCUGAACCAUCAUCUGGCAGUGCACCAAAAUGCAUCCUCUUAACGGGUGCAGCAGGUUUCAUAGCCUCACAUGUCACAAACCGGCUCAUCAAGAACUAUCCCAGUUACAAGAUUGUGGCUCUCGAUAAACUGGAUUACUGCUCCAGUCUCAAGAAUCUCAACCCAUCUCUUUCAUCUCCAAAUUUCAAGUUUGUAAAGGGUGAUAUUGCUUGUGCAGACCUUGUAAAUCACCUAUUGGUGGCUGAAGAAAUCGAUACCAUUAUGCAUUUCGCUGCACAAACCCAUGUAGAUAAUUCUUUUGGAAACUCAUUUGAAUUCACUAACAAUAAUAUAUAUGGAACCCAUGUUCUUCUUGAAGCUUGCAAAGUUACACAGAGGAUCAAGAGGUUUAUUCAUGUCAGUACCGAUGAAGUUUACGGCGAGACUGAUAUGGAGACUGACAUUGGCAAUCCUGAAGCUUCUCAGCUCCUUCCAACCAAUCCAUACUCUGCAACAAAAGCAGGGGCAGAGAUGCUUGUCAUGGCUUAUCACAGAUCUUAUGGUCUCCCUAUAAUUACAACAAGAGGGAAUAAUGUUUAUGGCCCAAAUCAGUAUCCUGAAAAACUAAUCCCCAAAUUCAUACUCCUUGCAAUGAAAGGUGAGAAAUUGCCAAUUCAUGGGAAUGGAUCAAAUGUGAGAAGCUAUCUGUAUUGCGAGGACGUAGCUGAGGCGUUCGAUGUAAUACUUCACAAAGGGGUAAUUGGUCAUGUCUACAAUAUAGGCACCAAGAAGGAAAGAAGAGUGUUGGAUGUUGCUGAAGACAUCUGCAAACUGUUUGGUUUGGAUACCAAAGAAGUAAUUGAUUUUGUCCAAGAUAGACCAUUCAAUGAUCAGAGAUAUUUCUUGGACGAUCAAAAACUCAAGAAGCUUGGUUGGGAUGAAAGGACUCCAUGGCAUGAAGGGUUAAGGAUGACAAUGGAAUGGUAUACUAGGAAUCCAGAUUGGUGGGGUAAUGUAGCCGCCGCUCUUAAUCCACACCCACGAAUCUCACUCGUCAACCUUUCCAAUGAUGAUGCAUGGUUCUUUCAAUAUGGAUACAGAAGGCUGAGCAGAGAUUUAAGCGGUGUAAAUGACGGUUCGGGACUGAAGUUCUUGAUAUAUGGUAGAACUGGGUGGAUUGGAGGUUUACUGGGGAAGCUUUGCAAUGAAGGUGGGAUAGUAUUUGAGUAUGGAAAAGGAAGAUUGGAAGACAGAAAAUCCAUCAUGGACGACAUAAGAAGAGUAAAGCCAAGCCAUGUGUUUAAUGCAGCUGGAGUUACUGGAAGACCAAAUGUUGAUUGGUGUGAAUCUCACAAGGUUGAAACCAUUAGGACUAACGUAGUGGGAACACUUACUUUGGCAGAUGUUUGCAGAGAACAUGGUCUGUUAAUGAUGAAUUUCGCAACCGGAUGCAUAUUCGAGUAUGACAAAGACCAUCCACUUGGAUCAGGUAUUGGCUUCAAAGAGGAGGACAAGCCUAAUUUCACCGGCUCUUUCUAUUCCAAGACCAAGGCCAUGGUGGAGGAGUUGUUAAGAGAAUUUGACAAUGUCUGUACUUUGAGAGUUAGAAUGCCAAUCUCAUCAGAUUUGAGCAACCCAAGAAACUUCAUCACAAAGAUUAGCCGCUACAACAGGGUGGUGAAUAUACCUAAUAGCAUGACAGUGCUUGAUGAGCUACUACCAAUCUCUAUAGAGAUGGCAAAGAGGGAUUGUAGAGGAAUUUGGAACUUCACCAAUCCUGGAGUGAUUAGCCAUAAUGAGAUCCUAGAUAUGUACAGGGACUACAUUGAUCCACAAUUCAAAUGGGAGAAUUUUGAUUUGGAGGAACAAGCUAAGGUAAUUGUAGCACCAAGGAGUAACAAUGAAAUGGAUGGUAUGAAGUUGAAGCAAGAGUUUCCUGAAUUGUUGUCCAUCAAAGAAUCAAUCAUCAAGUAUGUUUUUGAGCCCAACAAGAAGACUUGAAAUAUACCAUUAUUCGUAUGCUUGGUUGUUGCAUUUGUUUACAGAGAAAAAUAUUUGAGCUUUAAUAUUAAUACCAUUAAUUCUUGUCAUUCUGUUUCCUUA